UAAGUACGACAUUGCUGUUCACCAAACACCCCUCCAACCCAUCACCAGCAUGUCCACCGCACCUGUCGCCGUCGCCGCAGACACACCGAAAACCAAGUUCUUCCUCCGCGGCCGAGAUGGCGUCGAAACGUUCUUUGGCUUGCCGUCGGUGACCGAGGAAGGCGCCGAACGGCCUUCCAUUACGGCCUUGGACACGCUGGAAACGGCCGAUGCGUUGCAUCUUAGCCCGGACGGAUCGAAAAUCGCCCUCAUCUCGCAGGACUCUGGAUUUGUCAUUCGCAACACCGAUACAUCGGACGUUCUUGUUCAAGCGUCGAACCCGGGCAUUCAAGCCGCAGCAUGGUCGCCGCUUGGCACGCAUUUGGUCACGUGGCAACGACCUGUCAAGGACGCCCCGCCCACGGAAGGCAACUUGAUUGUGUGGGACACCACGUCGGGCUCGAUCAUUGCGCGGUUUAGUCAAAAAACGUACUCUCGCGAGCAAUGGCCUUCGUUGCAAUGGAGCUCGGACGAACUGAUUGCCGCGCGUCAAAGCAACAGCGGGGUGCAAGUGUUCAACGGCCGUGCUAUUGGGGCCGGGUCCAUCGGCAACAUUGCGUUGGAGAACGCAGCCAGCUUUAGCGUUGCCCCGGGGGGGCUUCCGUACAAGAUUGCUGUAUUUGUGCCUGAAAAGAAGGGCAAACCAGCGAGCGUGCGCGUGUUUCCGUUCCCGCCGAACGCCGCGCAGUCCCACGUGGCGUUCAAGAGCUUUUACAAGGCGCAAGACGUCAAGAUGAAGUGGGCGCCAAACGGCAGCGCGCUGAUCAUUGAAACGUCCACCGACGUCGACACGUCGGGCAAGUCGUACUAUGGCGAAACGAAUCUGUUCUACGUCCAAAGUGAUGGACAAUACGACUGCAGCAUCCCGUUGACCAAGGAAGGCACGGUCCACGAUGUGCAGUGGGACCCGACGUCCAAGGGCUUUGUCGUGAUUGCCGGCGCCAUGCCAAGCAAUGCCACAUUGUAUGACAACAAGGCCUGCCCCGUGUUUGAAUUCGGGUCGGCGUGGCGCAACGUCAUCAGCUGGAGUCCCCACGGCCGCUUUUUGUGUUUGGCGGGUUUCGGCAACUUGCCCGGCAACAUGGACUUUUGGGACCGGAACAAGCUCAAGAAACUCGGCUCCACCAAAGCCGAAUGUGCCACCACCCAUGGCUGGUCGCCAGACAGCCGGUACUUUUACACGGCCACGACGUUCCCCCGUGUGCGCGUCGACAACGGCUUCAAGCUGUUCAAGUACGACGGCACCGGUCCCGUCGUGUCGGAGAGCCGCACGGAAGUGUACGACUUGCAGUUCCGCCCCGCCGCCGCCGGCGUGUACCCGAACCGCCCCGCCAGCCCCCGCGCCAAGGAAUCGGAGGCGGAAGCGUCUGCCGCUGCGCCACCCGCCCCCGUCCGCCGAGCGUACCGCCCCCCGCACUCGACGGGCGCGUUGGCCGACUUGCUUCGUCGGGAAGACGGCGCCGGGUCGCGCAAGCUCGACCGCAACAAGUACGCGCCGUCCAACUCGGCGGUGGCGGCCACCAAGGUGAUCCCGGGCCUCGAUGCCCCUGUGGUGAAGAAGCCCAGCAAGAGCGAAAAGAAGAAGAAGGCGAUUGAAGCGGCCGAAGCCAAAGCCGAAUUGGAGCGCGUGACGCAGGCGUUGCUGGCCCAGACGCUCCCGGACGAGCCAGUGGUGCUGACGCCCGAGGAAAAGCAGAAAAAGGCGAAAGCGAUUCAGAAGAAACUGAAGCAAAUCGCCGACAUCAAAGCCAAGCAAGCUAGCGGCGACACGCUCAACGACGACCAGUUGGCCAAAGUUGGGAACGAGCCGACGUUGCUCGCGGAACUGGCGGCGUUGGCGUAGAACGCCCGGGCGCCUCAAGUUUCUAUGGAGCCAGCUAUGGGUGUUUUGUGUGCUUGACAGCCACAAAUAUCGAUAUCUAAACGCAUAUCAACUCUUCGUUCGCAUCAGAUUACAUCAAGACAUGGCAUGCUAACGUUAGCUGCAAGUUUUCUGCUGGCUGGCUCGCAAACACUGCAAUCUGCCUUUAAAAUGUCGAUGAUGGCAUUUGAAAUGUGUGCAAUGUGAGGAACAACUC
This is a messenger RNA of Aphanomyces astaci, 2117 nucleotides long. RefSeq lists its product as hypothetical. Gene Ontology annotation, cellular component: cytosolic small ribosomal subunit. The coding region runs from base 50 to 1882 and encodes 610 amino acids. The record is from RefSeq and is a predicted model, not a curated record. Gene Ontology annotation, biological process: translational initiation. The transcript has 14 exons. Gene Ontology annotation, molecular function: translation initiation factor activity; mRNA binding; ribosome binding. Lineage: Eukaryota; Oomycota; Saprolegniomycetes; Saprolegniales; Verrucalvaceae.